This is a messenger RNA of Ogataea philodendri, 378 nucleotides long. RefSeq lists its product as uncharacterized. NCBI's taxonomy places the organism in Eukaryota, Fungi, Ascomycota, Pichiomycetes, Pichiales, Pichiaceae. Bases 1 to 378 code for a protein of 125 amino acids. The record is from RefSeq and is a predicted model, not a curated record. The transcript has a single exon.
AUGAGUCAGCCCAGCUGGUCUCUUUUCGUGAACAAGGUCGGUAUGCCAAACCUGGUUACCUCUACUCACAUUCUUGACAGCAUCCCAAUUACCCAAAUUGUGAUUUUUGAAUGUCAUUCCAACACUCAAGUUUCGUUGCCGGUAAUCUUGCCAAAUCACAGUCACACCAGGGAGCCCAUUCACUUGUGUGGUUUGAGGAUGCUGCUCAACACGGCCCCAAUAACCACCGAGCUCCAAUUGUUUGACGGGAGAAAGCUUCUGGUCUCUGAAAAAAACAACAACUCUUUCGGCCACCAACAAAGCAAGCUCAUCUUUCUGCUUAUCACUCAAGUCACUCAGCUGCAAUCCAACCAACUCGGUUCCAAUGUGCUUGGUUAA